AUGCGUACUAAGCAUGACCCAACGUUAAAAUAUAUGGCCAAUGUGGUGGAUUUCGGGGAGUAUAGCAACAAUGAAAUCCAGCGGGCAGUGCUGCCACGAAUAGAAUCUGGUUAUAGUGACACGUUACUUAUUUUCGACGAGUAUAUUCCAAUUGCCGUUAUUCCGCUAGAUAUUAGGACUUGUAGGGCUUUCCUCGAGUGGGUUUUAAGAGGAAUAAACAGUCGGAUCGAGGAACGGCCUAUAGUCGAGACAAUUCAAGGGUUUUUUAGGAAAUUUGCGACUGGUAUAAAGAGAAAACGAAAUUUUGAAUUUCCACUACCUAUAAGGACUACUAUUAAUAAGCUAAGUGCCGCGAUACUCCUAUAUUACUUUACCUCUGCGUGUAUAGGGGAGGUUUAUAAAUUAACCGCUCGGAGACAUAGAGCCCGGGAGAUCGGGGAGGAGAGCGAGGAUACUGAGUUAGAAGCCUAUGUGAUGGCUGCCUAUUAUAAGUAUUUUAAACUCACUAUCGAGAUUGUGGAUGGUAUAAUAAUACUUAUACUUACCUACGAGCGCGAAUUUGUUAAAGGGUAUUAG
Penicillium coprophilum is the source of this 576-nucleotide messenger RNA. RefSeq names its product Zinc finger C2H2. Bases 1 to 576 code for a protein of 191 amino acids. The record is from RefSeq and is a predicted model, not a curated record. The transcript is spliced from 4 exons. NCBI's taxonomy places the organism in Eukaryota, Fungi, Ascomycota, Eurotiomycetes, Eurotiales, Aspergillaceae.